Molecule: messenger RNA, 3246 nt
Organism: Penicillium arizonense
Lineage: Eukaryota; Fungi; Ascomycota; Eurotiomycetes; Eurotiales; Aspergillaceae
Exons: 6
Coding region: 1-3246 (1081 amino acids)
Biological process (GO): negative regulation of silent mating-type cassette heterochromatin formation; negative regulation of rDNA heterochromatin formation
Cellular component (GO): Rpd3L-Expanded complex; Rpd3L complex
Source: RefSeq, a predicted model, not a curated record
AUGACUCCUCGACGCUCUUCUCGGGCUCGCACCUCCCAACCCUCCCCUGCCCUCAUCCAACAGACCAACUCCUCCAGCUCCUCAAGUUCUACCCGUGAGAGGAGCACCCGAUCGAACCACAAAAAUGCCUCCCCUCACGAAUCCUCUGGCCACCGGUCUCAGUCCAUCGAUGACGCUGAAAGCGGCUCAAAGGACCUCCCGCACACGCGGCAGCGCCAGCGCGCCCACGAUGAUGAAGACGAGGCACCUGGCGAAGAAGACGAUGAUGACCUAGAAGAUGACGAGGAAGAGGUUACUCGGUGUCUCUGUGGUCAACAAGACUACCCAGGCUUGCCUCCUUCUCGUCGCGAGGCCCUCGGUCGCGGCACCAUCAAACUGGAGUCGGUCCCAAUACCCUCUGAUCCCUCUGAUGUCAUGUCAGACGAUAUUGGGAGCAUGUUCAUUCAGUGCGAUUUGUGCAAAGUGUGGCAACAUGGUGGUUGUGUGGGAAUCAUGGACGAGGCAACGAGUCCUGACGAAUAUUUCUGCGAGGAGUGCCGGAAGGAUUUACACAAAAUCAAAGGCGAGCCUAAUGGAUCACGAUCCUCUACCUACCUACCAGUCGCUCCGGCGUCUUCGCCAACGCCGCCGCCGCCGCCACCCCCAGCACCGCCAGCACCAGCACCAGUACAAGCACCAACACCACCAGCCCCAGUGCAGGCGCCCUCUCCCGCCCCAUCCUCCCGAGCAUCCUCUAGAGAGACAUCUCGGCGCUCUAAAGACCCAAAGUCGCGGAACAGUGAAGGCGCUUCCAACCCCAAGCGGCGGUCGACGAUGAAUAGUCGGGAUGCUGCGUACGACGAAGAAGAGCUGAUUCGACGCGCAAUUGAGGAAAGCAAGGAAGAUUCCAAGAGUAAUCCAGAUGAGACAAUCAUGCGUCGGACCAAACGAAGUCGGAGUGACAGUGUGACGAACAGAGAAGGAUCAAAGCGUCCACGAACUGCCUCUCCGUCACCGACAGCUGUAUCCAAGCAUACUGCCUCCCACCCGCCGUCCGAUGAUGAGCAGAAGCAGAAGUCUGCAGUCAACGGUACUCGAAGACAGAGGGCCACUUCUCGAGGCCAGCUCGAUAAGGAGCCCGCCAAAGACACCGACGAGGGCGAAGCAGAAGCUCCGGAGGCAGCGAAUCGCCGGAAGGAACGGUCGAACCGCAAAGGAGAAGAAUCCGAACAUGAACCGGGAUCUCCUACCAAGACUGUACCAAUUGAACCCGAACCGACCCAAACAAGUCCCAAUACCCCAACUCCUCAAGAGCCCACACCUGCUCGCCCGUCGACCCGCAAAUCCGGUCGUCCCCCGGCGCGCCGCGGCCGUGUCGGACGAAACCAAUAUACGAAGGAUCGAGACACAAAUGGGAAUGGAGUGGAUCAGGGAUAUAUGGCCAACUCGCCCCGCCGCGGUCAGUCACAUGAAAUCGGCGGCGACUCCCCGCGAGUUGGAUACGCCGGGGUGAAUGGCACACAUCUCAACGGUGGGGAGUCUGGACGACCAAGCAAGCCACGGCACAUGCACCCGCAGCGAACAACAAUGAACGAGAUGAAGCGCCGCGUAGCCGCCAUCCUCGAGUUCAUCUCGCGCAUGCAAGUUGAAAUGGCCGUCGCCGGCGAGAACUCCACGCCGACCAGCAACGGCGACCGCGCUCAAGGCCUCCUCCUAAAGAGCAUGGUCGACCAAAUCGACAGUGCGAUGCCCUCGUCCCGCAGCGAUGGCGGGGAGUCCGCGCCUGCAACGACUGACGGUGGCUACGGCGAUACGUCGACGCACGACAAAGACUUCAAGGAACUCAGCAGCGUUGAGAUGAUGGACGUUCUCACGCGCCAUCUGCUUAAGUGGCAGCAGGAGCAUUCGAGGAAAGUCCUCAAGUCCGGCAAUCUGGACUUUGACGCCCGCGUUCCCAUCCCCUUCAGUGUCUUCCCGUCGUCGUACCGGAGUGACGCUGUCUCUGAAACUACUCAAACGAGAGUAGAGGGAGAAGUCAAUUUCGAUCGUCCUUCGCGCGUCGAACGGGAAGAUACUAAGGGUUCUGCUCCCCUUCCCGGCCCUCGUGUUCAAGGAAAGGAAGAGUUCGUGAUCAAGGCAGAGCGUCCUCAUUUCCAGGAAGAGCACCCUCCGUUCCAAGAGCGUCCUCAGUACCAAGAAGGCCCUCGCCAGGACUAUUACCAGCGAACGGAAGAGUUCCAAGCCCCGCUUGAGAUCUCUCGCACAAGCUACCCCAACUAUCAACAGUCCUAUUACCAGGACCGUACCCAAGUCUACGACCAGGUCAAGGAGAACCAACUCGACCUCACCGAGCGUGAUAUUCGUCGAAGCUUCGCUGCUGAUCGUGCCCCUGUGUACGAAUCCCUCCCCGUCGGUUCCUACUCUCAACGUGAAGGCUCCGCCUACGGCUUGCCCACUGCUGUCUACGACCGGCCCCGCCAGUCCCAGAUAGAAGAGUACCAGUCCCAGGACUACCAAUCCAACGACUACUACACUCGUGAGGCCCAGCCCUCCCGAUCCCGUUACUCUCAGUCUUCGGCUCCCACCGAAGUCAAGGUCUCUCAAUCCACCGUUCGUGAAACCACCCCAACUCGCAAGAUGGGUUACUACGACGACGAGGGUCAGUACCACUCCUUCCGUCGCGGCGUUCAGCGCGCUGCCGACCACAUCCUGCACCCCCACCACCACCACCACCAUGAGCGCGAGGAAACUUACGCUGGCGAAGAACCUGCCCCCCAAGCAGCUGUCCGUAUUGUCGAGCCCCGCAACCGCGGCACCGUUGGCGAGACCGUCCCCAUCCCUUGCCACUUCAUCCGCAUUGGCGACAUCCUGAUCCUCCAGGGUCGCCCCUGCCAGGUCAUCCGCAUCUCGGUCUCCCCCCAGACCGGCCAGCACCGUUACCUCGGUGUCGACCUCUUCACCCGCAAGUUGCAAGAGGAGUCCAGCUUCGUCGCCAACCCCUCUCCCUCCGUGGUUGUCCAGACCAUGCUCGGCCCCGUCUUCAAGACCUACCGUAUCUUGGACCUCCGUGAUGACAACCGCCUCGUCGCCAUGACCGAGUCCGGUGAUGUUAAGCAGGGUCUCGAUGUCAUCACCCAGGGCAGCCUCUUCAAGCGCAUCAGCGAUGCCUUCGCUGAUGGCCGUGGCUCCGUCCGCGCCCUCGUCAUCAACGACGGUGGCCGUGAGCUCGUCGUCGACUACAAGGUCAUCCACGGCUCCCGCCUGUAA